Molecule: messenger RNA, 1092 nt
Organism: Recurvomyces mirabilis
Lineage: Eukaryota; Fungi; Ascomycota; Dothideomycetes; Mycosphaerellales; Teratosphaeriaceae
Exons: 2
Coding region: 1-1092 (363 amino acids)
Molecular function (GO): zinc ion binding; oxidoreductase activity
Source: RefSeq, a predicted model, not a curated record
AUGUCUCAAUCACUACCAUCAAAGAUGCAAGCUUGGAAAGUCCAUGUUGGCAAGCCUGAGCCUAUACUCGAAGAAGUCGAUGUACCGAAGCCUGGCGAUGGUGAGAUGCUCGUCAAGAUCCUGGCUGCUGGAGUUUGCCAUUCGGACUGCACACUGCUGGGCAUGAAGGAAGCGCCACCAGGCAUGAACAUGCGACCACAGUACACACUCGGCCACGAAGGAGCCGGUGAAGUCGUCCAGCUCGGACAGAACGUCAAUGAUUUCAAAGUCGGCGACAAAGUGGCCAUCUUGAUCAUUCCCGGAUGCGAGGAGAGCUCCUGCCCCGUAUGUUCGAUCGGUCUUCAACGUCUAUGCCACGGCAAUAAGAGCGGCAACUACGGUCUCGGUAUCAGCGAUGGCUUCUUCGCCGAGUAUGUCAAUAUUAUGGCUCGGGCGGCUGUCAAGGUCCCCGAUGGCGUAAACAUGCCAAUUGCUGCUGUGGCGCCGGACGCCGUGUUGACUGCCUAUCAUGCCAUCCGGUACACGGCGGAAGUGCAACCUCACCAGACAAUCGCUAUAUAUGGCCUCGGAGGGCUAGGCCUGAAUGCCGUCAAGAUCGCACAGCAUCUUGGAGUCAAGCGGAUCUUGGUCGUCGAUAAACGCCAGGAGACCAUUGAUCUCGCCGUAGGUCUUGGUGUCGCUAAAGAAGACGCUUUCUGCACGGGUAACUCGGGUUCUCCAUCCAUCGAGCAAUUCGCUGCAGAGAAGGGAGUCAACAUCGAUACGACCAUCGACUUCGUCGGUCAUGGAGAUACUUUCCAGAGCGCACAAUUCGCCGUCCGGGCUGGAGGCACAAUGGUGCAGGUCGGUUUGAUCAGUCCUACUGUAACAAUGAUUCCGCUGGUCACUGUAUUGAAGGGCGUCACGAUCAAAUGCCAUUACAAUGGAUCCAUGGAGGCGUUACGAGAGUGUAUGGAUCUGCUAGCCAAGGGUGUGAUCAAGCCUAGUGUUGAGACAGGGUCGAUGAAGACUUUACCGAAGGUGGUAAAGGAUCUCGAUGAGGGUAAGAUCAAGAGUCGAAUGGUCUUGGUACCUGACUGGACAAAAGCAUGA